AUGUGCUGUCUCUCCGAGGCACACGAGCUUGCGAAAAACUCGGCAGAGGAAUCUGCACGGGGAGACCCCACCGAGGACCUGGUCUCUGUGAGCUCCUCCCACGGCCCCGACUACGGCCCCGACCACGAACCGCUCAUCAGGAAAGAGUCCGGCGGCAUCCUGAAACUGGACCCCAAGAAGCCGCGCCGCAGCUCCGGAAGCUCAGUCGAGUUUCGACUGAAUAAACUCGAUAAGGGUGACAGUCACUCUCCGACGCCGUCCUAUGAUCGUCUGUCGGUCAGCUUCGCCCCCGAUAGCGGCAGCUCGACCGAUCAGCAGCCGCAGCAGCAGCAGCAGCAGCCGCAGCAGCAGCAGCAGCAGCAGCAGCAGCAGCAGCCGCAGCAGCAGCAGGUAGUGGUGCUGCAGCCACAACUGACUCAUCCGCUCCAACAGCAGCACUCCAAAAAAGCCGAGCUGGCGGUCAAAAGGAGAACGAGCACACUGGGCGCGGAGGAGGAGGAGGACGACGAGUACUCUGCCAGCGUGUCGCAGAUCCUGGAGCGGCACGGCUCGCGGCGCGGCUCCCGCCGGCUGCAGAGACAGGCCAGCAGCCGGGACUCACGCCGCUCGCUGCGGCGACGGCGCAGCCGCGGCUCCAAGAGCCACAGCGCCGCAUCCGGCGAUGUCGUUGUGGAGGUUGAAGAAUCUGACAAUGAAGAGCAGAUCUUCGAGAAUAUACGGCUUCACAAAGAAGUUAUCGGCGAAAUUAAACACCAGCCAUGGCCGAUGCAAAGAAAGCUGAAUCUGGUGACGCAGGCCAAGAUCUACGUGGCCAAACACGAGGGCGAGCUGGCGGAGCGCCUGGCGCAGAGCCGCUCGGCGCGGGACAUCCUGGCGCGCUACUCGCUCGUCUUCCUCAGGUACUGGCAAGUUUUCCAGCGCGAGUUUGCCAACUUUGUGACGUCGGCGGUGCCGUGGCAGAAGCCCAUCAAGCGGAUCGAGUCUCACUUCGGCACGGCGGUGGCCUCCUACUUUACAUUCCUGAGGUGGAUCCUCUUCAUGAACAUCGGCAUAAGCGUGCUGCUCGUCUGCUUUGUCAUCAUCCCCGAGAUCCUGGCUGCCGACAGACACGAUCUGGGCGAGAGAAAGGAGCUGCUCGAAGUCGAAAAGAAGCACGCUUACGACCUCAAGACCAUAUGGGACUUUGAGGGUAUCCUCAAAUAUUCGCCCAUCUUUUACGGCUACUACAAUAACAAGGACAAGACGUCGGCCGGCUACCGAAUCCCGUUCGCCUACUUCCUCUCCGGCAUGAUCGUCUACGCCUUCAGCUUCAUCGUCAUCCUGAAAAAAAUGGCGGAGAACUCCCGGAUGAGCAAGAUGUCGUCGAAGGAGGACGACUGCGCCUUUACCUGGAAACUGUUCACCGGCUGGGACUUCAUGAUUGGCCACGCUGAAACGGCGCUGAACAAGGUGUCGUCCAUCACGCUGGGUUUCCGCGAGUCGCUACUGGAGGAGCGCGAGCGAGCCAAGGAGGAGAUCAGCUGGCGGACGAUCGCGCUGCGGGUGCUGGCCAACCUGAGCGUGCUGCUGCUGCUGGUGGGCUCGGCGUACGCGGUCAUCCUGCUGGUGCAGCGCUCCACCGAGCCGGAGGCCACCUCCUGGUACCGCCAGAACGAGCUGACGCUGGUGAUGACGCUCAUCUCGAACGUGUUCCCCACGCUGUUCGACAAGCUGGGCCUGCUGGAGGGCUACCAUCCGCGUCAGCAGCUCCGUAUGCAGCUGGCGCGCAUCAUGGCGCUCAACCUGCUCAACCUUUACACACUCAUCUUCGCGCUCUUCGGCCGCGUGGAUGACAUUACUGCCGAGCUGACUGCCCUGAAGCCGAACUUUUCCUCGGUGCCACCGCAGCUGUCGGCGGUCGCGGCGGAGUUUCUCAGAGAGAACCCCACAGAGACGACCACUCUGCCCCAUCCGUGCUACGGCAUGGUGAUCAACUGCACCGCUCUCCGGCUGGAGGUGGCGAACGGCUCCUUCCUGGACCUAGCCACCACCACGGCCGCACCGGCCUCCGCCAGCUGGACGACCCCCAGCGGCAGCCACCACACCUGGACGGCGUCCUCUGCCGAACCGGCCGGCGCCGCCCCCACCGCGCCCAGCGAGCUCUCUCCCACCCCGUCCUCGUACAGGCCGACAGAGGCAUCCCCAUCCACCACCACAGACCAACCACAGAUCUCAGUCCAAACCCAGACACCGACUGACGUGCCGUACCCGUCCACGACGGACGCCACGGCGUCACCGUCCACCCACCCCUACCCGACGCGCGACUCCUCCGCGCCGACCUCUGUGGCGCCCACAGGCAGCGACCUCACCGACCUCUGGGUGCCCCGCUGGCGCGCCGCCGCCGCCGCCGGCGAGCUCGACUGGCCGGCCGGCCGGCAGCCGAGCACGGACGGGCCGUACGGGCCGGCGCUGUCGUCCGGCACCAUCCCGCCGGAGAUGACCAUCCCGCUGACGGCCGAGGUGCCGGCGCUGACCGCGGCCAGCGUGACCGACGGCCGGCCGGCCUCUGAGCUGUGGCCGCCGCCCUUCAUCGCCGCGCCGGCCGGACGGCAGAGGCGCCGGGUCGGCCGGGACACGGACGGGCGGCGGGCGGCGCGCCGGGCAGGGCCGCCCGACCAGAGCGGGCAUGAGCGGCAGGUCACCGAGUCGGGCCUCACAAUCGCAGAUGACCUGACCGGAGGGCCGCCAUUUGACGGCUCCGUGUUUCUGGAAUACGCUGGGGACGGCACGGAGCCCAGCCGGCCCUCAGUCAGCGGAGCCGCCCAGACCGAGUCGGCCACCGGCCCUGGCGGCCGCACCACCGGUCCAGAGGGCAGCACCAGCGGCCGCACCACCGGUCCAGAGGACGGCGUCACCGGCCCAGAGGGCAGCACCAGCGGCCGCACCACCGGCCCUGAGGGCAGCACCAGCGGCCGUACCACCGGCACAGAGGGCAGCACCAGCGGCCCAGGGAGCAGCACCACCGGCCCAGAGGGCAGCGCCACCGGCCCAGAGGACGGCGCCAGCGGCCCAGAGGACGGCGCCACCGGUCCAGGGAGCAGCGCCACCGGUCCAGAGGGCAGCACCACCGGUCCAGGGAGCACCACCGCAAAGGAUGCAGAGGUCGCGCCCGCUGGCACGGAGGAGAGCGGCGCCGCCGGCCCGGGCGGCCCGGUGCCUGACCAGGCGAGGGUGCACGGAGAGAGCACCUCUGCGGAGCUGGCCGCGUCUGGAGCGACCACCGCUGGCGGAGCGGCGUCCCCGUUAGCGGAAGUAGCGGCGGUGCCUGACAGAGACAUGGCCGGAGCAGAGUCCAGCUCUGAGCCCGGACGCGGGACCACGUCCACCGGUGUCCGGCGCACCGGAACAUCCACCGGGUCGGAGGUGGGGGCGCAGCAGACCACACUGCUGGCCGAGUCUGCCUCAUCGGCCGAGCCAGCACCCACACCGGCGACCACAUCCAGUCCCAAAACUCACCAGUACACCACUGAGCCUAGUACAAUAUCCAAUAUCUCAUCGAAUUCCACUGCCAUGUCCGCUUUGAAGCCCGGCCCCAUACCGGCGGUAGAGCAGACAACUACCGUGAAGGCCAUCCCAUCAGGAGGGCAGCACACUAGGCCGACUGUCCCUCUGGAUAUUGGGAGCGGCGGCAGCAGCAGCGCACCACCCGAUGUCGGAACGAGAGCCGCACCGACGACCAGCGGCGCGGCUCCGGAGCCGACCGGCGCGCCGGGGGACACGGAGAGCGAGCUCUGGGCGGCUGCCACGGUGCCGGUGACGGAGAUGGCGCCUUCCGCUGCCGAGUGCUACCGGUUCCUCUGCGCCGACAACGACACCGACUACUCGGAGCCGCCGAGCGAGGACGGUCCGACGACCCCGGGCGGCGGCGAGACGGCCACAGAUGUAGCGGUGAUCCGGGAGACGGCGCGGAUCUUCAACAGCACGGUGCGGCUGCAGCUGAGAAAGCUCUGUUGGGAGACCAUGUACGGCCAGGAGCUGGUGAAGCUCAUCAUCAUGGACACGGUGUGGACGGUGGCCUCCGUGGUGGGCAUGGAGUUCCUGCGCGCCCUGUUCGUCAGAGUGAUGAACAACUGCUGGUGCUGGGACCUGGAACGCACCGCUCCCAAAUACGCCGACUUCUCGAUCGCCGAGAACAUCCUGCACCUCGUCAACAACCAGGGCAUGGUCUGGAUGGGGAUGUUCUUCGCUCCCGGACUGCCAGCUAUAAACGCCGUCAAACUCGUUAUCCUCAUGUACGUGAGAGCCUGGGGCGUUCUCACGUCCAACGUGCCUCACGAAGUUAUUUUCAAGGCAUCCAGAUCCAACAACUUCUACUUUGCGCUGCUGCUGAUCAUGCUGUUCCUGUGCACCCUGCCCGUUGGCUACGCCAUCGUGUGGCUGGAGCCCAGCUGGCACUGCGGCCCCUUCAGCGGCUACCUCCGCGCCUACAAGAUCUUCACCAACGGGCUUCAGCGGGCGCUGCCCGACUCGCUCAACAAGAUCCUGGACUACAUCUCGUCGCCGGCCAUCGUGAUUCCGCUGCUGGUGCUACUCGUGCUGGUCAUCUUCUACCAGAUCUCGCUGGCCGGCUCUCUGCGCGAGUCCAACAACGACCUACGAAACCAGCUCCGCCGAGAGCGCACCGAGGAGCGCCGCAAAAUGUUCAAAAUGGCCGACGCAAAAACCAAGGAGCCCGAGAAGCCGUUCGACAAGUGGAGCAGACUGCUGGAGAAUACCUUCGCCAAGCCCAAGGCAGAUGAUGCGACCAAGCCACCCAGGACGCAGAAGGAGAAAGAGGCCAGGGCAAAGGAGCUGCUGCUGGAGGCUGUCCACCGGCGCCGGGAGCGGAUCGCCUCACAGCGCUCGGAGCAGAGCGCCCAGGGCCAGCCGCAGCCGGCCGCGCCGCCGCCGGCCAAAGCCCGGCGCGCCAAGGGCAGAGACAAGCAGAAGGACAAGGACAAGCCGUCCAGGGCGGAGAAGGGCAGGGGCGACUCGCGGGGAAAGUCGGGCAGCGUGGAGGCGGACCAGGGCGCGGCCAAGCGCGACUCGACGGCCUCGUCCAUGUCUGUGCCGGUGAUCCGCAUCAGCAAGGAGGACUCUGUGGAGCUGGUAGAUGAGCAGACGGUCGAGCCGGCGGCGCGGCGCGGCGACGGAGCGGCCGGGGAGCCGCCGCACCAGGAGGGCCGGGUCGCGGAGGGCGGCGCGGCGCCGGCGCCGGCGCAGCGCCGAGGCCCGGCGCGCUCGGUCAGCAUCGAGUCGCGCCCGGUGACGCCGGCCAGUCUGCACGGCUCGCCCUGCCUGUCGCACAUCGACUCGGAGUCGACGCGCUCCACCGACUCGCCGCCCGACUCGCCGCUCGGCUCCAUCGGCUGCUGAGUGUAUAUUGUAUUGUAUUGUAUUGUAUAUUGUAUUAGCGAAGCAUUCCAAUGAUGGAUUAGUGUCAGCUUCUAGUCAAUGACAAUAGUAAAAACAUAUAAAACACAAGCACACACACGCAUACACAUUGUACUAAAAUACCAAAACGCUAGUCACAUGUCGAGUUUAAAAGUCGUAGAAACUCCGCUCUUAUAGUUCGAGAGCCGGUGGCGGCAGGCGGCAGGCGAUUCCAGGACGAGGCCGCUCGGUACGACAAGGCCCGGCGCGACAUAGAUAGCCGGUAAGCCGGCAGCUCCAGUACACCGGCACACGUUGCCCGCGUUGAGCGCUGCGACACAGCGGCUCGCCGAGUGAAUAGGGAGCGGAUCGCCUCCGGAGCGCAAGGGUCACUCAGCGCCCUGAACACAGUGGAGCAGUCAUGGUGGACGACAAGAUCAGCAAUGUCAUGCCAGCCGAGGGCUCUCAACACCGGUGAAAUAUGUUCAGAAACCCGCGCCCCGGAGACGACCCUAGCACCAAAAUUCAGGAUCUUCUGCACCUUAUGUAAAUGACAACGAGCGGCCCCGCCCCAGACGGAGAGGCAGUAAAGGAUGUGGGGGAAAACAUGGCACUGGAUAAGGAGCUUACGGGUCUCGGGGGUAAGAUGAUGACGAAUUUUAUACAAACAUAGAAGGAUGGAAUUGCACUUUUUGACAACAUUUGAAAUGACAACAUUUGAAAUGUGCUUUUCCCAGGAUAGGGUUGAGUCGACCGUCACUCCCAGCAUCUUCACAAAAGUGGAUGGUUGUAGUGUGUGACCGGAUAUGGUAAGGGAAAAGGAUGAGGUUUUCUUGAGGUUCUGGCCAGUACCCACAAGAAGCAGGGUGGUCUUACUAGGAUUCAUUUUCAAGGAAUUGGAUGUGUAAUAGGACUGGACAGCGAGCAAGGUGUCCUCCUGUUUUUUUUUUUUUUUUAAGGACAGGUAAGUCAGUGGGAAGAGCGGAAUCGAGGAGUUGGGUAUCGUCUGCAUAAGAAAUGAGCCGUCCAUGAGGAAGGUAGGAAGGUAGGUCAUUUGUGAAGAUACUGAAGAGGAUUGGGCCGACCAGGGAGCCCUGCGGAACGCCAUGGGACAUAGGAAGGGAUAGGGAGCCGCCUCUCACCACCUGCCGCCAGCCACCGAGGUAACUCGCGAACCACCCGGGGUCAACACCGUACCAGCUCAACUUGGACAAUAAAAUACCAUGGUCAACACUAUCAAAGGCGCGACUGAGGUCCACCGACGUGAUGGCAACAAUGUGACCCCUGUCGACGCGGCGCGUCACCCACUCGACAGCGUCGGUGAGAGCAUCCUCCGUUGAGUGAUAUCGGCGGUACGCAUACUGAGAUGGUGAUAAAAUAGAGGACGUAUCAAGAUAAGAAGCGAGCUGAUUGCAAACCACCUUUUCACAUACUUUCGAUAAUACUGGUAAAAUUGAUAUAGGUCUAAAAUUAACAGCGCUGUCACGGGAACCAGACUUAUGAAGCGGCACGACAGAAUCAAGUUUCCAAGAUGAGGGAAACGUACGUAAAGAAAAUGUGGCAUUGACUAGAUGGAGAAUGUGGGGUCCAAUCACAGGAAAACACUGGCGAAUAGCAAACAGUGGCACACCGUCAUGUCCCACCGCAGUGGUCACACACCGGGCGGCCCGGGUCCGCAGCGCUGGCUCCUUACGCAGCACACCCGGGUUCGCAGCGCUGGCUCCUUUCACGGCACACCCGGGUCCGCAGCGCUGGCUCCUUUCACGGCACACCCGGGUCCGCAGCGCUGGCUCCUUACGCAGCACACCCGGGUCCGCAGCGCUGGCUCCUUACGCAGCACACCCGGGGUCCGCAGCGCUGGCUCCUUACGCAGCACACCCGGGUCCGUCAGACUCCCCGAGUCCGGGUACCGCACACACAUCACACGCUGGAUCCGUCGGGCUGGGCCCGCUCAGAGUCCGGACACCGGAUACGUAACGGUCCCGUCAGAUCGGGGGUUGCGGACUGCUUAUCAAAUGUCGAGGCCAGCCCGGGGUGGAUCGCCAGCCCGAGCCCGCGGCCAUUUUUGACGCGAUGGCCAGUGGUGCUAUUAGGAAUCGCAACAAGUGCUGCUAACUGUGACGAUAAACAUUGUUUGUGCGAGGAGGACUAUCGGAGCUAAAAACUGUCAGCAGCUUGUGUUUAGAUAGAAACGGCCAGCGCACGAAGCGUUGGGCUUAUCGCUGGUGUUGUUCGGAAAUGUUGCGAGUUGGUGCAGAUGCCCAAAUGAAUGAGAGCUUCGUUGUCGACAAGGCACCGUGACAAACCCUUUUAGAGAGUUGUCACUCAUCUCGCUAAGAAUGUGUUGCAUUUGAACGAUGACGAAUUAUUGUUUGCGCUUGUAUGCUCGUGAACGUAAAAGCCGGUUGUCAGUUGUACAGUUUAUGAACAAAAAUCAAUGAUUUGUUUGUUUUCAGCAUUGUCUUUGCAUGAUUUGCAGCUUGGAAUGAACAGAACAAAAAUGCCCUUUUAAUAUUUCGUGCCUUUUAUUUUCACCGCAUGGCUCUUAUUUACUUUUUAAAUUUGCAUCGUCCAGCAGCCUACGAACUUUCGAAGGGACAUAACGCAGUACAGCAUAAUAUAGCACGUUUCGUUUCCAAUCCUCUCCUUUUCUAUCUUGUUCUUUUAACCUAUUUUUCCAUAGAACAUACGAAUAAUUGCCAUGUUUGUUACUCGUGACUAAACGUGCGUGUGUCCGUUUAAGUGAUAUCAUACAGAAAUUGAAAUUGUGCUGGCUGGUAACAUGUGCGACGUGCAUGGCAAUUUAUUGGUGUUCGUAUAUAUCAGGCAAUAUCA
Molecule: messenger RNA, 8226 nt
Organism: Amphibalanus amphitrite
Lineage: Eukaryota; Metazoa; Arthropoda; Thecostraca; Balanomorpha; Balanidae
Exons: 20
Coding region: 1-5394 (1797 amino acids)
Cellular component (GO): plasma membrane
Molecular function (GO): mechanosensitive monoatomic ion channel activity
Source: RefSeq, a predicted model, not a curated record